CUCAUUCUUCUCUCAUCUUACUUUUUUAUUUUUUCAUUCAUCAUUCACCUUCCUUUUAUUUUACUUUUUUGACAACCAAUGAGUUUGCAAGUUAACUUUACAACGUAUGGUCACGACCUCAAGGCGGCCUAUGACACAAUUUUAACCGGAGAUCCCAAGACUAGCGACAACUGGGCCCUAUUUGGAUAUGACAAGGGCACCAAUGACCUCAAGGUGCUCGGACAGGGUAAAGGAGGGCUUGAGGAACUAGAGGGAGAAUUCAUGGACGGUAAAAUCCAAUAUGCAUUUGUUAGAGUUGUCGAUCCUUACUCUCAACUCAACAAGUUUGUCCUAAUUGCUUGGUGCGGUGAUGGUGUUCCAGUGUUCAAGAAGGGCCUCUUCAGCAGCCACCUUGCUGAUGUUGCAAAUUUCCUCAAGGGAUAUCAUUUACAAAUCAAUGCUCGCUGUGAAGAUGAUGUCGCACCAUCUCAUAUUAUGAAGAGACUUGAUGAGAGCUCUGGCUCAAAGUAUUCGAUCCACAAGGAAGAUUAUAAACCUGAAAAGAUCACUCCUCUUCAAUCUGCAUACAAGAAAACGGAGAUUCCAGAUAUUUCAGCCAUGCAGCGUAACCCUACUAAGCCUCAGCCUGCACCGAAGUAUGGACUCGCAGCGACAAAGACUUUCGGAUCAUCAUCACCGUCCACUCCUUCUACUCCACAAGUAUCCAAACCUGCACCUCCAGCUCCAGAAAGAACGUGGAAGACGUCAGUAGGGUCUUCAUCUUACACAGGAGGCACGAAAACGAUAUCUUUCAACAAGGUUACUCCUCCAAGCUCUUUAACCAACUAUGGCCGCCCCGCAGGAGCAGGAGCAGGCGCAAGCUCGGGAACAGGAGCUCCCACCAUCCCUACUCCUACACGCAAUGAACCUAGUAUGAACAAGGCUCAACAAAUCAGACUGGAGCGUGAGGCACGUGAGAAGGAAGAGCGAGAACGGAUUAAGCGUGAAAUCGAAGCUAGAGAAGCUAAAGAACGUCAAGCCUUAGGGCAAUCCAACGCUCAAAAACAAGCUGAAGAAAAGCGCCUUCAGGAACAACAACAGCAGCGUGCACAGCAGGAGAUCCAGGAACGUGCACGUGAGGAGCGUGCUGCUAGAGAAAGAGAGGAACGAGAGAGAGCAGAAGCAGAGGAAGCUGCUCGUUCUGCACGUGAGGCCGCUAAGGCCCGUGAGCAAGCUCAGGUUCGUGAACAGGCCGCUGCUCAAGAAGAAGAAAAGAGACGACAGCGUGAGAAGGAGGAGAGGGAAGCAGCGGAGAGACGUUUGAGAGAACAGCGUGAGGAAGAAGAGGCCGCAGAGAAGAGACGUACUGCUGCGGCUGCUAUGGGGGUUGGGGCUGCUGCUGCUGCUACCGUUGCUGCCGUGGGGGUUGGAGCUGUUGCUGCUAUAGGCGUUGGAGCCGCUGCCACCGCUGCUGCUGCUGCUGCUGCUGCUGCUACUGCUACUGCUACUGCUAAUGCAAGUGAUUAUUCGGCACAUCAGGAGGCUGAGGAUACACAUGGAGACGAGUCUGCACCCGCCGAUGCCGGCCAAGGAGUCCAGGCAGUUGUCUUGUACGAUUAUGAGAAGACAGAAGAGAACGAAAUGACAUUAAUUGAAGGUGAAAUCCUUGUCAACGUCCAGGAGCUAGACCCCGGCUGGUGGAGCGGUGAGAGCGCAGAUGGUACCAGAAGCGGUCUUUUCCCAGCCAAUUAUGUCGAAGUCAUUGGGCAAGAUUCUGCUGCUGCUGAGGGAACGUCGGCGCAUUAUGCAGAAGAGCAGGAGGCCUACGCACAUGAUACCUAUGCAGGAGAUGAAUCAGGACUUGCCGCAGUGGAUGAGGUGCUGUCUGCUAAGCCCACAGCAGUUGCUUUGUACGACUAUAAUGCAGGAGAGCCUAACGAGAUCUCAUUCUCGGAGGGUGAUAUUAUCAGAGAUAUUGAAUUCGUCAGUGAUGACUGGUGGAGCGGGUUAGCACAAGAUGGCACAAAUGGCCUUUUCCCAUCCAACUAUGUAGAGCUUCAGGAAUAAUGGAAAGAACCUGUAUUGGAUCGAAAAUAAUAAAAAUAAAAAGCGCGUCAUGAAUGAGCUGUUUGCACAUACACGCGACAUAAUUUCCCGUGAAGGAGC
Messenger RNA from Lobosporangium transversale, 2145 nucleotides. RefSeq lists its product as hypothetical. Bases 79 to 2046 code for a protein of 655 amino acids. NCBI's taxonomy places the organism in Eukaryota, Fungi, Mortierellomycota, Mortierellomycetes, Mortierellales, Mortierellaceae. The transcript is spliced from 8 exons. The record is from RefSeq and is a predicted model, not a curated record. Gene Ontology annotation, cellular component: site of polarized growth; actin filament; cortical actin cytoskeleton. Gene Ontology annotation, biological process: regulation of actin filament polymerization. Gene Ontology annotation, molecular function: actin filament binding.